CCUUCUCUUCAGACUGGCUUUAUGUCUGGUCGGUAGCACCGUAAACGCACAUGCGCAGUCGCCAUAUUCCUGAAUUCUCCUCCCCUUUUGGUCUCGUCACAGGCGGCUAGCACUAGCACGGCUACAUUACAAGGCGAUAGCUGUGGAAGAGGAUAGCAACUGGUCUAAACUAAAGGCUGGAUUAAAACAAGUCUUGCGGCACCGUCAAUUUACGCGAAUACAAUCUGUCGACGUGCCAUCGUCGAGGAGUUUGUACGUGUUAAAGCUUCACAUAGCGUUCUAUUCAAAAUGCGACUUCCAGUCUGUUAGCUGUGACUGAUAUAACCCAGUGUCGAUGCGUGCAGUUGUAGCCAACGCUGUCUAAUAUAAAGAGCGACGUGGAAGUCUUAGUGUCAGUCUUGUUUAGGCAGAAAAACAGACGCGGUAUGUUAAAUUGACUCGCUUUGAACGCGCGUAUCCGAUAAACAGCCAGCCAGACCGCUGUUGGCUACGCUGUGAGCUAGCAUUACUCAACGACGACUGUUUUGAACUUAGCCAGCCUAGCUAGCGUAUUAGCGCGCGACCUGGCCGUGGACAUUGUUCAAGCACCCGGAGCAAAAGUGGAAUUACAGAAUCCUGGCUGUAGUUCGUGAAAGCGGACCUUCGUUGUAUGUGGAAACUACUUGGGCGAGUGAAACUCUUGCUAACAAACGGCCUGUCGACACGGCAGUUCUUCUAGUCUGUAUUUACAACUCUGCCGGAGACCACCCGUAGAAAUGCAUCAUCCUGAGUUGUCAGAUCCAGCGAACGCUCGAAAAAUGGCGCAGGCGGCGACUUGUCCCAGACGUGCUUCUUCUAACAUUGCCGGUGGCUCAUCCUCUGCGUUGGCUCCUUCAUCGGGGGGUGCCAGUCAUGGUAGCAACCUGAUUCCGUCAGACGACUAUAAGCCAUCAGCGUUGCUCCAGCCCUUGCCCACAGCCGCGUCUUCACUUGGGACCCAGCACCCUCCUCCCCACAGCCUCAACAUCCUCUCACAGUCCUCGCUUUUGCCCCCAGGUGUGCCCCCAUCAGGUGCACAGAUCAAAAAGAAAAGUGGCUUUCAGAUCACCAGCGUGACUCCAGCACAGAUCUCUGUCAGCACAAAUAACAGCAUUACAGAAGACACAGAGAGUUGUGAUGACUUGGAUGAGUCUCACACAGAGGACCUGUCCUCUUCUGAGAUUUUGGAUGUGUCCUUGUCCCGUGCCAAUGAUGCAGCCGGACCUGAGCGCAGCUCUUCAGAAGACACUCUAAGUAACCUUCACGAUGCAGAAACCCCUGGAGCCGUGUCCCCAAACCAACCGCCGUUACUCCCUCAAACUCAUGGCACUAUGGUUAAUGGUGCUGUUCACCAUCACCAUCCUCACACCCAUCACCAGCUUCACUCUGCUACUUCUGGAAAUACUCAUAGUGCUUCAACAGCCUCAGGUGGGACACAAGCUGGGAUCCCACUUGGUAAUAUUGUCAUGUCUAAUGUCACACCAAACCCUGGAGCUUUACCAAUCAUAGACCAGAAAAUGCCUUCAAAUGUGGGAGGAAUAGGGGAUAAUUCCACUGUUGGCACAGUCAGUGUUGGUCAGCCCUUGAUUGCUGCUGCCCCAGGAAUGACUACUGGAAUGGCUUCUGCAGCAUCAGGUACUACUGCUAGUGUUAAGCCCUUAGCAAGUAAUGCUAAUAAUUUAAACUCCACUGUGCCUGGUUUGGGUGGCAUAAGUACAAACAGUAGUGGUGUAGCUCUUUCUAGUGGCUUAAAUAAUACUAAUAAUCAAAAUGUUAGUUUAAUGCGUCAACAGAGCAGCAGCGCAAGUAGUGCUGUGGCCACUGGCACUACCGCUUCUGCGGUUAUCGGGUCAUCAAGUGCCAGCCAUGUAGGAAUAACUGACAUAAUUCAACCACCUUCUGCUGCACCUGCCGCAAACUCACCCCAGCAGACCCCAAUGCCUGCCCCUCAUACCACCAGCUCACGUUUUCGAGUAGUUAAAUUGGACUCUACUUCAGAGCCAUUCAAGAAAGGUAGAUGGACAUGCACAGAGUAUUAUGACAAAGAAGGUCCAGGUACUGGGUCCUCUGAAAAUGCGCCUAGCACCCGAACAGUGGAGAGCAUCCGCCAGUUUGUACCUGACAGCUCAGAGAGAGAGGUUGUUGGUGUCAGCUCUGUAAGCAGCUCAGUCAGCACUCUAAGUCACUAUUCUGAAGGUGUUCCCAGUGUGGAUGUUGGGGGCUCUUCAAUGUUACAGCAGAGCUUUCCACCACCUGCUCACAUGCCUGAGUACUCCAUGCCUGCUAAUAUCACCAAGCCUCAGAUGCAUCCAAUCAAGAAGGCCAACACUGCCACCCCAGUGCCAGGUAGCAAUCAUCAGCAGGCUCCAGUCAACAUGGGAGGCUUGCAGACAACGACUGGCCAUCCGUCUCCAGCUGUACCCCCACAGCAGCUGACAUAUGCUCAAACAGCACAGCUGACUCCAGUUCAGAAUGUGCCAGGAGUCAGUCAGCAGCAGAUAGCUUACUCACCUGCUCCACAGCCAGCUACAGCAGCCCAAGUAGCCCCUGUGCAUGUCACUUCGCUAAGCCAAGGAGGUACCCGGCCAUCUGAUUUUGCCCAGUCUCCACAGUUAAUCCAGGUUGCAGCUUCAGGAUCAACACAAACCCUGCCCCAUCUGUCAACCACUAUGACUCCUAUGACCAUUACUGGCAAUGGGCAGUUGAUGCCCACUUCUCAGCCACCUGUGGGCAAUCUACCUGCUUCUGUGGCCCAUUCAGCUACUCAAGGUAUCCUGCAACCCCAGCAGGCACCACAGAUGGUCCAAGCUCCAACUGGUGGUGUCAUGCCACAGUUAGUACAGUCUACAGGUCCUGGAGUUGUACAACAGCCUCCAAAAGGGCCUCAGCUGCCAACACAACUCUCUGUGGAGCAACAGACUUCUCUCGGCAGCCAAGGCAUAGGAGCCCAGUUUAUCUCUGUUACUUCAAGUCUGCCCACAUCUAAUGUGCCUCUCUGUAUCAAGAGUGAUCCUCAGGCCAGCUUAUUCCAGAAUGGCUCUAAGGAUGGUGGGGCUCAGCCUGCAGUCAGUGCCCUUUAUGCCACCCUACCCCCGCUGGUUGCAACGCAGCUGGAGGAUGCUCAACGCCUUCUAAUUCAGCGGCAGUCCCUUCUCACACUUCCAAAACUAGCAACUGGUGAUUGUGCCUCACAAAGUGGCACCUCUUCAGCUCCUGAGGAGAGUGGUGGAGUCAGUGCCUUAACUGCCUCAGCCAGUCUGCUGAAGAACUUGCCUGUAGAUGGAGAAGAUGAUGGUUCUUCGGGUGCCAGUGUCGUGGCCAUAGACAACAAAAUCGAACAAGCCAUGGAUCUUGUGAAGAGUCACUUGAUGUAUGCUGUUCGAGAGGAAGUGGAGGUGCUGAAAGAGCAAAUCAAAGAACUAAUAGAAAGAAACUCUCAGCUGGAGCAGGAAAACAACCUGCUGAAGAACUUGGCCAGUCCAGAGCAACUGGCCCAGUUUCAGGCCCAAGUCCAGAGUGGUUCUCCACCAUCGUCCACACAGGGAGCACAGCAAUCAUCAAUGCCGGUGCAGCAGCUGCCCGCACAGAACUCUGGACCCUCUGUGUAACUUUCAAGUUUCCUGUGAAGAGGAAUUGAGUGGUCAACUGAGCGAAGGCAGACUUCACUUACAGAAAACACAUGCCUCUUGUACAAGAGUGCCAUGUCAAAGUUUGCACAUAUUUAAAGUCUAAGAACCUGACAAGGCUACACUACAUUGCUGUACACACUGCUGGCUGUCGGUUGCUGACAUGUUGGAUAUUGCCAAACUUCAUGGAUUGUGACUGUUGGGAGAAUAAAUAUUAAAAGUGGACACAACUCGAAUCACUGUGCCUGUGUCUAAAGGAUUUUAAGCGAUGUCAUUUUCCAGUGGUAUCUCUUGGCUUUGUAAUGGUGUUUCCAUACCUCACUUACUUUUGUAGUGGAAAUGCUGACCAGUCUUUUUUUAAGACUCCAAAAAGCAAGCACUUUAAUGAUGGUAAAUGUGAAAAUCCAUUGUUGAACAUCCAAUCAGUGCACCAUCAACAUGUGCAAGGUAUAUGAGAUGGUGUUACAAUUAUUUGCAUUAUGGUCAUCAUUAUACCUGGGUGAAUGAAGGGAUUAAAGUUGGUUAGGAGAGCGGUGUUGAUUUUCAGUAUUUAACAUUGAAUUCCUUAUUCGAUCUGUUGCGACUUCAAAGCUGCUGUUUCAGUGCAGUGACUCACAAGAAUCUGGGGGGAAUAAUGUCCUGAGAGAAUGAAUUGAAGAAUGAAUGUGGGCUUCUGUAUAUCCUUGUAUAUUUAGUGUAAGUAAUCUGUAAAAUACCGAUAUUGUGAGAAACACUAAGAGACACUAUUUAGGUUGUACAAACUAUAGAUUGGGUUGUUGGUUUGCCUGAGAUAUUUGACUUUUUUAUGCUGUUAUAAAAGAAUGGAGGUUUCAGUCUUAGGAUAUUUACAGGACAAAAGACAACAACUCAACUUCCUGGCUGUGUUAACACCUACUGUAAACCUUGUUCACUUGAAGUUAUUUGAAGUAUAUUGCACCCAUGUGAUUUGUUUCUGUUUUUGACAGUGAAGUACUUUGGAGCUCAAACCUUCAACUUAGUUAUUCUGAAUAUCUUUAAUAACUAAUAUGCAUUAUUACUGCAUUAUAUAUAAGUUGUAUGCUUAUGUUGCGUGCAUGUCUCUCAAAGCCGGUGAUAAGGUGUAAAAUAGUUCAAUUGCACUUCACAACUCCCAAUAAAAUGUUUAAGGAACCUUGA
Silurus meridionalis is the source of this 4799-nucleotide messenger RNA. It is a transcript of the gene tsc22d1, whose product is annotated as TSC22 domain family, member 1. Lineage: Eukaryota; Metazoa; Chordata; Actinopteri; Siluriformes; Siluridae. The record is from RefSeq and is a predicted model, not a curated record. Gene Ontology annotation, biological process: regulation of transcription by RNA polymerase II.